Aphanomyces invadans is the source of this 216-nucleotide messenger RNA. RefSeq lists its product as hypothetical. NCBI's taxonomy places the organism in Eukaryota, Oomycota, Saprolegniomycetes, Saprolegniales, Verrucalvaceae. The record is from RefSeq and is a predicted model, not a curated record. The transcript has a single exon. The coding region runs from base 1 to 216 and encodes 71 amino acids.
AUGGAAGUCGUUCCGGGUCUUCCACGUACAUACCACCUCUGCAAGGAGAACGAGCUAGCACGCGACAAGUACGUUGCCAAGAUGCACCUUGCCUCCCUCCCCGGGUCCAAGCAGUGUGUCGUGCACACUGCUGAGUCGUACAUUCACCACCACUACAAGCGUCACAAUGACAGUCUUUACUAUCCCAACGAUGUGAAGGGCAUUCCAACGAAAUAG